Molecule: messenger RNA, 1341 nt
Organism: Alternaria novae-zelandiae
Lineage: Eukaryota; Fungi; Ascomycota; Dothideomycetes; Pleosporales; Pleosporaceae
Exons: 5
Coding region: 1-1341 (446 amino acids)
Source: RefSeq, a predicted model, not a curated record
AUGCUCGCAGCCAUGCCUCCGUCGCGCGCAGCACCGCUGACGAGCUCCUUCUCCGUCAGCGACGAGAACAAUGUCGUAGUAUGCCCGCUGCGAAACCACGACAGCUCGGCCUGUCGCAAGCGUUGCACCGGGGAGAAGCGUUUCCGGUCCAUGCAGGAGCACAUCCGCCGCGCCCAUCCUGAGCAUUACAUCUCCAAGUUGCCGGCGACUGAGGAGAGCUUCAUGCUUAUGGUCAACACACCACCGCAAGAAAGACCCCCACCUCCACCUGCGACGACCUCAGCACCGCCCCAGCAGACAUACGACUAUGGCGGAAGCGAACACAACUCCUUCUUCGAGACCGACUUCGGGACGAAUCAUCUUCGCACAUCGGACGAAAUGCGCCGGCCGUCACUCUUACCCGCCGCGACUGCUGCGGCUGCCCUGGCCUCGUUACACAACCAUCGUGCCGAGUACGACUGGGACUCAGAUCCGGACGCAGCAUCCGAUCCCGAUUCGAAGAACUACAGGCCUCGCGCACGAUUCGCUCCGACCACCAUAGAACAACACAUCAAUGCCGAAGAACCUUACUACACUUCUACUUCCAUACAGCAAGAGCUGCUCCCCUCCUCCCUCGCACGAUCGCCUCCCGGGCGCUCCUCCACUCUCCCUCCUGGCGCUCACUCUCUCAAACCGAACAGACCCCGCAAGUCAUCUGUAGGACAGAAUGCUCGUAAGGGCAAACACGAGCGGCAGAAGUCCAAGGACUAUUCGCGCAGGCUGAGCUACGACAGGAAAGCAUACUCGGCUGAGCCGGCAACCGCUGCGGCCAUUAUGGGUAAACGGUGGGAAGACUUGAUUGAUGCUGCUGCUUCAGCCACAGAAGAGGAUAGCCGAGAUCUCACGCCGGUGCCACAGUCGCCAAACCAAUCCCCUCACAUGAUGAACAACAGAACCUCUCUACCUCCCUUCAACUUUGCUUCACAACUUCAGUCAUACACGGCAUCACCUUUGAAUAACGCUCUGACGCCUCCACCUCCGGAAAUGUCGGACCUUCAGCCUUUCCCUUCCGUCGAGUCUUCCAUUGAAUCAGCCAUGUCCGGCCAAAACUUCCACAUGCAUUCCCAAGGUCUCUCCGAUUCAUCUCCUAGCUCUCUUUUCCCUGUCCAGAUCUACUGCGCUGCAUGCCGGAAACUGUCGAUAUUGCGCGACAGCUAUGCAUGCUCAGAAUGCAUUUGCGGUCUGUGUCAAGAGUGCGUAGAUGUACUUGUCAGUGAGCACAACCGCGGUCGUGCGCCGACGUGUCCGCGGUGCAGCACUAUUGGAGCCAAGUUCAAACCCUUCCAGCUGGAUAUAAGAUGA